Larimichthys crocea (large yellow croaker) is the source of this 1488-nucleotide messenger RNA. RefSeq names its product growth factor, augmenter of liver regeneration (ERV1 homolog, S. cerevisiae) (gene gfer). Gene Ontology annotation, molecular function: flavin-dependent sulfhydryl oxidase activity; flavin adenine dinucleotide binding. The record is from RefSeq and is a predicted model, not a curated record. Bases 141 to 731 code for a protein of 196 amino acids. NCBI's taxonomy places the organism in Eukaryota, Metazoa, Chordata, Actinopteri, Sciaenidae. The transcript has 4 exons. Gene Ontology annotation, cellular component: mitochondrion. Gene Ontology annotation, biological process: liver development.
AGAACACGUCCCGUGCUCAUGAACGGUCCGGGUGAAACAACAUAGUUUCUCGUAUCUUUGGCUCACAUCGACCGGGAAGUGUGCAGCGUAACCAUGACAUUGACCCUGCGGUCAGUCAAAGUUAUUAGGUAAGAGCGAACAUGGCUGCGCCCACAGGACCGAAAGCACCACAAGUCCCUAACCCGCCUGGGUUUGAAGGUUUUCCGUUUGCAGUGGCCGGGAGACCACCGGAGGACAGCCCCGGGAAAGAGCAGGAGCAGGGCGGGGAUGUGAAAAAGAAGCCGUGUAGGGCUUGUACGGACUUUAAAUCGUGGAUGAAGGUCCAGAAGAAACAGGCGACAGCUGCUGUACAGGAGACCCGAGCUGCAGAGUCAGAGCCGCAAGAAGACCCACAGUGUCCACUAGACAGGCAAGAGCUGGGACGUAACACCUGGUCCUUCCUGCACACUAUGGCAGCGUAUUACCCCGACCAGCCGUCUUCUACCCAGCAGCAGGAGAUGGGGCAGUUCAUCAACCUUUUUUCCAAAUUCUUCCCAUGUGACGAGUGUGCAGAAGACCUCAGGGCCAGAUUGAAAACUAAUCAGCCGGACACCAGGAGUCGCCACGCUCUUUCUCAGUGGUUCUGUCACAUCCACAAUGACAUCAACGUCCGCUUGGGCAAGCCUGAGUUCGACUGCUCCCGUGUGGACGAGAGGUGGAAGGACGGAUGGAAAGAUGGUUCCUGUGAUUGAGGGGGUGCAAAACUUUCAGUGAAAACACCACAAGGUGGAGCUCAUAUCUCUGUUGUGGAGACAGAUCUGAGACGUUUCUUGUUUUAUGAUUAGUUAAAUAACUGAUCUGGUAAUAUGAGUAAAGAAAACGAGUAUAUACAAAGUAUUCCCCCAUUUCUUUGGUUAUAACCGCAAAACAUAGCAAAGCUAAUUUCAGUUAUUGGGUAGUUUUAAAAGUUUACAAAUGUUUAUUAUGUCCAAUCUUGUGUGAAAUACAGAACAUAUUUUUGGCUUUUGGGUCAUCCUUUCAGGUGCGACUUUAAUUUUUCUGCUAAAUUAGUAAAUUGUUAUUUGAAAUGUUGUUCCCUGGUCUGUUAUAAUUUUUCUUGUUUAACCCAAAACAACCAGUACAACACCAAAUAUCACAUUCUUAAAUGUGUGAAAAAAUGUAAUAUAAAAAUUUCAUUAUGUCAGCUGUAAUAUAUGUGAGAGAAAUAUAUAUUUACACAGUGAUGAUUACAGAAUGCUUUUGCAAUAUCAUACCUUUCUGUUUGUGUGUUUGUGUAUGUUGUGGGGUGGUUUACCUGCAGAGUGUGUUAAUUUAUUUGCUUAAUUUAGUGCUGAGAUUGGUACACAUGUAAUUCUAAUGAGUAAUUGAUAAUUUAAUCAUUACAUUUUUAUUGUUGAUUACAGUUUCUCAGAAGUGAUCAUUUGCUUGUCUUUUUCUGAACAAAAUUAUUUUAUUUCUAUCAAAUAAAGCUUGAAAGUCCAAAAAAUA